AUGGUCAAGUUGCAGCGCAAGGCAUGCCUUGCUGAGUUACUGUCUGUUUUCGGCAACGAAGCACCACAUCAGUCGACAAUUUCCCAUUGGUAUGAAGAAUUCAAACGUGGACAGGUGAGUCUUAGCGACGAUCCCAGGGUGGGUGCACCAAAAGCGGCAGUCACCCAGGAAAAAGUCGAUGCUCUGCGCACACUCAUCAUUGAAGACAGACAUGUGACAUAUCGCGAGAUUGAGGCGUCCUUGAAGAUCUCAAAGACCUCAAUUCAAAAAAAUUUACAUGAGGAAUUAGGAGUAAGAAAACUGGUUUCUCGUUGGAUACCCCACCUGUUGACUGAAGAGCAGAAAGCUGCCAGGGUCAAUUGGUGUCAAAAAACGCUAGACCGUUUCAAUUCUGGAAACUCAACAAAUGUGUGCAGCAUUGUUAGUGGUGCUGAAUCGUGGAUUUACUGUUAUGAACCAGAAAAUAAACGACAGUCAGCUGUUUGGCCAACAAAAGUCAUCCGUUCUCGAAGUGUUUCGAAAAAGAUGGUCGCGACAUUUGUGUCAAAAGCGGUCAUCACCGAGCUUCGAAAAAUCAACCACGAGAGGAGAAUCAUCCUCCACCAAGACAAUGCAAGCUCGCACACAGCCCAGAAACCAAGGCAGUAUUUAACGGAAGAAAACGUGGAAUUAUUGGACCAUCUUCCAUAUAGUCCCGAUCUAAUUCCUAACGAUUUCUUCAUUUUCCCGAAAAUUAAAAACAGACUGUGCGGUCAAAGGUUCCAGUUACCAGAAGAAGCAGUUGACGCAUUCAAAAAUGCCGUUUUGGAUCUGCCAGCAAACGAGUGGAAUAAGUGCUUCGAAAAUUGGUUCGAGCGCAUGCAGAUGUGUAUUAAUCUUCGUGGAAAAUACUUUGAAAAACAAUAAAGUCAUUUAAAACUACCCACCGUGUUGUUUUAUUUCCAUAGGCAAAACUUAAAAGACAUCCCUCGUAGUAUAUGAACUCAAGAAAAAAAUGAAUCAAAGAUCCUGUUCCAGUAGUUUCAAUUAAUUUGUACAAAGC
Molecule: messenger RNA, 1042 nt
Organism: Acanthoscelides obtectus
Lineage: Eukaryota; Metazoa; Arthropoda; Insecta; Coleoptera; Chrysomelidae
Source: the annotation of a GenBank genome assembly